This is a messenger RNA of Astrephomene gubernaculifera, 896 nucleotides long. Lineage: Eukaryota; Viridiplantae; Chlorophyta; Chlorophyceae; Chlamydomonadales; Astrephomenaceae. The record is from the annotation of a GenBank genome assembly.
AUUGUGUUAUAUAAUGAAUGCGCCUGUCAGUUCUAGGUGCAACGAGUGGAUGACCAACGGGUUACUCGCCACUGACGCGUCGAUGAGGGGUUGACUCUACCGCUGCGGCAUCGUCUAUGUCCCAUGGAAUUCUGCCCGUUCGACGUCCAGCUAAAGUAGCAACCAUGUCCUUCAAGCUGCCCCUCGAUGCUUGGUGCUUGAUGCCCGCCGUGGUGUACGCUGCCGGCGCCUUCUUCACCAUGGUUGGCCGCGUUCCAACGGUUGACCCAGAGACCAGCAACUACCAGUUCUACGAGGAUGAGGCUGCAAGUGCAAAGCAGGCCCAGAAGUAUGACACGCAGUUCAGGUCGCUGUUCACGGAGCGUAUCAAGCAGAACCGCACCAGCGUGUUCCCCAACUGGACCCCCGGCUCGCCCCAGUAAAUGCGAGCCUUGAUACGGAGCUCGCUGGAGCCAAGUAAAGGCGCUUUUGGCAUCCAAAUGCGUACGCUCUCGGGCUAGCACCUGCCUGCAAUCCCGGAGAGGCCUCAUCGCAUGGCGCAUGUCCUCUGCAUGGGAUAUGCGUAUUAGCGGGCAGGAUUUUCCACCACUCCCUUCUCAAUGUAUGACGCGAAGUGCUUCCGUUGAGAACGUCAUACAUGUAAGCGGGUGAUUGGCAUGAGUGACAUGCGUAUGCAUUCUGGUGUUGGUGGAGGUGCCUCUGUGGCUUUGCAGUAACAGCUUGGCAACCUGAUUUGUAUUGUUCGCGAUUUAACACCUAUCUUUACGCGCGCGGCUGCGUAUUGCCCCUUGUGAAGGCAGGUAAAGAAGAACUGUUCUAUUAUGGAGGUUCAUGUCAUUUAUGUGUUUUGGGGAGUCGGGCAACCCCACUGUCUGCCCCAGUAAUAAUCGAAGCGC